Messenger RNA from Podarcis raffonei (Aeolian wall lizard), 1864 nucleotides. RefSeq names its product GTPase IMAP family member 9-like. The transcript has 3 exons. The coding region runs from base 109 to 801 and encodes 230 amino acids. The record is from RefSeq and is a predicted model, not a curated record. NCBI's taxonomy places the organism in Eukaryota, Metazoa, Chordata, Lepidosauria, Squamata, Lacertidae. Gene Ontology annotation, molecular function: GTP binding.
GUCAGAGGUGCCAGAAGUUGCAGAGAGAAACAGCCAGACCAGGAACACCUCCAGGCUGAGAAAACUGCCCAGCAGAAGUCAAGGAUUUCUGGACUGCCGUGAACCUUGAUGGCAGCUUAUCUUUCUGCGACAGGCAGCAUGGCCAAAGCCAGACCAGACAAAGAAUUGAGAAUUCUGCUCAUUGGCAAAACUGGAUCUGGGAAGAGCGCAACAGGAAACACCAUCCUGGGGGCUGAGAAAUUUAAAAGCACAUCCAAUCUUGAUUCAACAACCAAGGCCUGCGAAAGAAGAGAAGCCACUGUAGGUGGCAGGGCAGUUGUUGUUGUUGACACACCUGGGUUCUUUGAUACAGCAUAUAAGAAACGCUUCACACGAGAGGAGCUGAAGAAGUGCAUUUAUAUGGUCUAUCCUGGAGCUCACGCCAUCCUCGUCGUGAUAAAAGCGGGAAAGAUCACAAAGGAGGACCAGGAAAUAUUUCAGGAAGUGAAAAGCCUCUUCAAGGAUGAAGGAAAGAACUAUCUGAUUCUUUUAUUCACCUAUAAAGAUGAGUUAGAUAGGAAUCAUUUAACUAUAAAUGAGUUCAUACGAGGCACUGAGGGGCACCUGAAGGAUCUGAUUGAGAUGUCCGAAGGGCGAUUGAUUGCUUUUAACAAUGUGGCUGAAGAAGAAGAAAAGGAGAGUCAGGUGAAGGAGCUCAUUGAGAUGAUUGAUGGCUUGGUGGCACUCAAUGGCAGAACACCAAUGUACACCGAAGAACAAUUCAGAAAGGACAGCUCUAGCUCCUGCUGUAACAUUUUGUAAUAUCGGCAGUGAGGAGUCGAGAAUCAAGGAUGGAGAUAUGUUUGCCCACCACCGCUUUCUUUUCUUUUCUUACUAAUAAUUUUUAUUAGUUUUCAAUUACUAUCCAAUAAUAGCCUCAUUAUAACAAUACCAAUUUAUAAUACAAUUAUUAAUACCAAUCGUUCAAAUACUGGGUCAUACAAUUUAGAUAGUGGCCCCCGCAUGCUAGAAUCGAUGGCUUGGUUAUUUUCUUUAUUUCUGCAUUCCAAAAUCUUAUUAAUUUCCAUUACAUUCCGGUCAUAAUAAUAAUCCCUUAUACAACAACUGCAAUAUUAAUAACUGUCAGUUUGCAUUUUCUUAGUGCAGAAAGAUCUUUCCUAUUCUAUUUAAUUCAAGAAGGUUCUGGAAGCUUCUCUGUGUGAAAGAAACAAGCAGAAGGUUCCUGAUGUUUGGGUUAUUCCUUCAGAGAAGCUGAGUCCAGCUGCCUUAAACUGGUUCUGUUUUCUUUUCUUUCUAUAAAAGUUGAGGCCAGAAGGAGCCUGGGUUUCUGUUUCUCUUUCUUUUCCUUCUAGUGUGCUGUUCUGUACAUAGUAUGCUUAGUGUGAAGGUUUAGACUUGUUAUAGGUUAUUGUAAGUUGAAGUCUGCAAGUGGAUUUCUUAUGGACUGUGCCAAACCUCAAUGUGUUGGAUUUGUGACCAUGAUGCUCAUUUGCCUUCAGUAGCAGUGAAGCUCUGCUGGAUGAAGUAUUCAUUGUCUCUGGUCUAUUUUGGGGGGAAUCCUGCAACGUGUUUGAGUUUUAUUGGCAAGACCCAGGAACUACAGUGGUACCUCGGGUUAAGUACUUAAUUCAUUCCAGAGGUCCAUUCUUAACCUGAAACUGUUCUUAACCUGAAGCACCACUUUAGCCAAUGUAACCUGAAGCGUAUGUAACCCAAGGUACCACUGUACAGCAUGUUUGCCUGCAACAAUGUGAACAAAUUUUUCUUCUGAAAGUCUAGCCCAGAGUAAACAGUUUCAGAACCACUGCAAUAGCCCUGCUUCUAUCUUCCUGACAGCCCCUGCCCCCUCUGGUCCCCUCGCCCC